CCGUCCAAGUCGCUUACCCAAAUUGAAAACCCUAAAACUAACCGACCCCCCUCCCCGCACCACUGCAAACCCAAAUCAAGUCAAUCUCCCGAAGCCGCCUUUCUUUCCCUUCCUCUCCAAUCUCUGCCCCUCUCUCCCUACCUAAUCCAAAGCCGCUGCCCAUAUCAAACACAGAGCAUCGCGGUCCUGUAUAUUUGAUGAUUAUUUAUUCUUGAAAUGUAUUAUGCAUAUGUAGGAAAAAUCACAAGAAGGAUUUGAUGAGUGGUGCUUCAAGUAAUUUACGUGCAGCUUUCUCCCACUGUGUGCAGCAAGUGCGAAAUUAUGAUUACCAUCACUACCUCUGCCUCCUUGAACUCCCCACUAGUAUGCGGAAAGCUGCAUUCGCACUCCGGGCCUUCAAUGUUGAAACUUCCAAAGCUAUGGAUGUCGCUUCUGAUCCAAGAAUUGGUCUCAUGCGCCUUGUUUGGUGGCAAGAAGCCAUAGACAAAAUCUAUACUAAUAAGCGAAUUGAACACCCAACUGCUCAGGCUCUUGCAUCGGUUGUAUCGGAGUAUAAAAUUAGUAAAGGAUGGCUUAAAAGGUCCGUUCAAGCUCGGAUUAAUGAUGCAAAUAGAGAGGCUACGGACAUCCCAGACGACAUUGAAGAGCUGGAGAAAUAUGCGGAAGACACUGUAUCAACGCUUCUUUAUAUGACACUGCAAGCGGGUGGUGUAAUGUCCACCGCUGCUGAUCAUGUAGCAUCUCAUGUUGGUAAGGCUAGUGGCCUUCUUUUACUUCUUAAGUCCUUACCUUAUCAUGCUAGCCGCAAUCGUCACUUUCCUUAUAUACCAGCAAAAGUGGCGGCAAAACAUGGUUUGCUGGUUAAAGAAGGGGAUCGGUCAGAAAUCCGGUUGGAUUCUCGUGAGGGGUUAUGUGAUGCUGUUUUUGAGAUGGCAUCAGUAGCAAAUGUUCAUUUACUUAAGGCUCGUGAAUUAGCUGGAAAGGUGCCUGAUGAAGCUCGCAAAGUUCUUUUGGAGGCUGUGCCUGCACAAGUUCUUUUGGAUUCCUUGCGUCGGGUACAUUUUGAUGUGUUUGAUCCAAGGUUAUCACAAGGAAUUCUGGGUGUUCCUCCACUAUGGUACCAAUUGAAACUGAAGUGGUAUUCAUUGAGGGGGAAAUACUGAAAAUUUUCAUUACUGGGUGAUUUUCCUCGGUUAUGAAGUGGAGGUUAAGAGGGUUUGUUUUUUUAAUUACAAUUUUUUUAAUAAGAGAGUGAAAUAUUAGUGAUGCACCGGAACUGUUAGGCUGAGUAGACUUAGACACGUAGUUCAUGUAAUUCACUGGUUGGGAUGGGAGGACUAAUAAGCUUUGUUUUGUAGCUGGACAAAACAACUUGCGGCUUGAUAUACAGUGAAAAGUAUCUUUGUGAAGGCAUUGUAUUCCAGUCUUUUUUUUUUUUUUUUUUGGUUGUUUUGCUCUUCUCAACUUUUGGUUGGAAUGUAGUGCUUCCAGUUUUGAAGACUUAGUUUUUGAUACU
This is a messenger RNA of Pistacia vera, 1516 nucleotides long. RefSeq names its product NADH dehydrogenase (ubiquinone) complex I, assembly factor 6-like. The transcript has 2 exons. Bases 258 to 1163 code for a protein of 301 amino acids. Lineage: Eukaryota; Viridiplantae; Streptophyta; Magnoliopsida; Sapindales; Anacardiaceae. Gene Ontology annotation, biological process: mitochondrial respiratory chain complex I assembly; biosynthetic process. The record is from RefSeq and is a predicted model, not a curated record. Gene Ontology annotation, cellular component: mitochondrion.